AAGUAGAAUAACCUGUCAGAGAAAAUUAAAAAUGACGGACGAAAAGACUGCAACCUUCAUAGAUAUCCUUUUGGCUAUAAUCCUCCCUCCUCUUGGAGUUUUUCUUAAGUUUGGAUGCAAGGUGGAGUUCUGGAUCUGUCUUCUGCUCACCUUUUUUGGAUACAUCCCUGGAAUCAUAUACGCUGUUUACGCCAUCACCAAAUGAAAAAACCAAAAUUAUUAGUAAAAAAAGUAAGAUUAAUCAUCUAUUUCUC
Telopea speciosissima is the source of this 254-nucleotide messenger RNA. RefSeq names its product hydrophobic protein RCI2B. The transcript is spliced from 2 exons. The record is from RefSeq and is a predicted model, not a curated record. Gene Ontology annotation, cellular component: membrane. NCBI's taxonomy places the organism in Eukaryota, Viridiplantae, Streptophyta, Magnoliopsida, Proteales, Proteaceae. Bases 32 to 205 code for a protein of 57 amino acids.